Molecule: messenger RNA, 960 nt
Organism: Alligator sinensis (Chinese alligator)
Lineage: Eukaryota; Metazoa; Chordata; Crocodylia; Alligatoridae
Product: olfactory receptor 10AG1-like
Exons: 1
Coding region: 1-960 (319 amino acids)
Biological process (GO): G protein-coupled receptor signaling pathway
Cellular component (GO): membrane
Molecular function (GO): G protein-coupled receptor activity; olfactory receptor activity
Source: RefSeq, a predicted model, not a curated record
AUGGGGACAGCUAACCAGACUUGUGUGAAGGAGAUAGUAUUGCUCGGAUUUUCAGAUUUCCAAGAAAUGCAGACCCUGCUCUUUGUUCUGGUGUCCAUAUCCUAUGUGGCAGCCCUCACAGGGAACAUGCUAAUAGUAUUCCUUAUUCUCAGGGACCCUGCCCUUCACACCCCCAUGUAUUUCUUCCUCGGGAAUUUCUCCUUUCUGGAGGUCUGCUAUACUUCUGUAAUCCUCCCCAAGAUGCUGGUGGAUCUACUGUCAGAAACCCCAACAAUCACAUUAAUGGGCUGUGGGUUUCAGAUGUUUUUCUUCAAUAUCUUGGCUUCUACCGAAUGUUUCCUCCUUUCUGUCAUGGCGUAUGAUAGAUAUGUUGCCAUAUGCAAACCUCUACAAUACACCCUUAUCAUGACUCGCAGAAUUUGUGCUCAGAUGUCUGCCUUUUCAUGGAAUAUUAGCAUUUGCAUGGCUAUUUGGCAUUUUUAUUCAAUAUUUACAAAGCCCUUUUGUGGGUCAAAUCAAAUCAGCCAUUUCUUCUGUGACAUUGUUCUUGUGAUGCGGCUGCCUUCUACAGACACCUACAUGAAUGAAGUGUCUGUUACUGCUCUUACUGUGCCUUAUGUAAUGGUCCCAUUCCUUCUCAUCCUCUUUUCCUACACCCUCAUCAUAUCCACUAUUCUCAAGAUGCCCUCAGUCAAAGGCAGACGCAAAGCUUUCUCUACCUGCUCUUCACACCUUAUCAUGGUUUCUCUUUUCUAUGGAACAGGAACAGUAGUUUAUUUGCAACCUAGUUCAAGCCAUACUCAGGGCAAUGCCCGGUUCUUUGCCUUAGUGUACACGGUGAUGACACCCGUAUGCAAUCCCAUUGUUUACAGCCUACGGAACAAGGAGAUUAAAAGUGCCUUUAAAAAAUCAAUAGGCAGGGAAAUGUGUCCUCAUAUAAGGUCUUUAAAAGGAUUCUGA